This is a messenger RNA of Rotaria sp. Silwood2, 366 nucleotides long. Lineage: Eukaryota; Metazoa; Rotifera; Eurotatoria; Philodinida; Philodinidae. The record is from the annotation of a GenBank genome assembly.
AUGGGUUCGUCUGAAAAACAUGGUGUUAGAGCUACAACUGAUGAUGAAGAUUUAAAUAAACAAACAAAUAUAUGCAAAAUGCAACUUAAAUUAAUUUGCGUGUUGUUCAAAUAUUUAAACAAUUCAAGUGGAUGUGAAAAGAUGUCACUUGAUACUAUCAAAAUAGUUACUGGUGAAGGUGAGCCAGUUGUUAUUAAACGAGGUGAUGAAGAAAAUGAUAAAAAAGUAUAUUUAUGUCCAGCUUGUGAUAAUGAUAUGACAGCUCAAGUUCAAGCACAAAAACAAAAACUUGAAAUUGAACAAAAAGAACCACUUUAUUUUUGUUGUAAUUGUGAUCAACUUAUUACAAAAGAUAAAAAAGAUUAA